AUGCGCUUUCGGGCCAACAUAGAGAAUGUGACCACGUUCUACAGGAUCGCACAAACCAUAGAGAGGCUGCAGAAGCGAUGCAUCAUCAAGUUUACGGAGAAUGAGAUGCAUAUCAUCUGCAAUAGUGAUGCAAGCGAGGGCAGUAUUCAAGUUUGGUCACAGAUCAAGGUGCCCUCUCUUUUCACGGACUACCGCAUACAGUCGAAUGCGAAUAAUGAGAUUAGUCUUAAUCUCUCCACGGAAGCCCUGUCGUCUGCACUACGGUCUGCGUCAUCGCCCGCAAGUACGUCGUUCGCGUCAGAUAGCGAGGUUGUCAUGAAGUUGGCGAAGAAGAACGACCAGGCGGUGUUGAGUUUCGAGAUCAGCGGCAGAACGCGGUUGGACAAGCGGAUACGUGUGGCACACGAUGUGCGAAUAGAGGUUAUGAAACCACAGGAUACCGCCAGACUGAAAGAGCCAAUGUGCCCCGAGCCUGAGGUUCACAUUCUGCUCCCGCCCUUAGCAAAGCUACGCACGGUGGUUGAACGUAUGCGCCCUCUCGCUGCAGACGUCAUUGCAAUGCGUGCGAGCGGGUCUGGUUGCUUGCAGUUAUGUGCCCACACAGACAAUGCACGCGUUGAUGUCUCGUGGAAGAACCUGACGAACCCGAAGAUGACACAAGACGGAAGCAGUCAGGAUCCAAGAUCGUCCUUUGCAGAUGACGAUGCGGAGAGACGAGACCCUACACGCAUGUACGGUGUGGUAGUGUCGCUCAAGAGCUUAUCAAAGUUCUUGGGCAGCCAUAUCGUAUCUACGACGACAAUUGCCUGCAUAUGCCAAGGACAUUGUAUCAUCCUUUAUGUCUAUAUCGGCGAGAUAGCCGACGCAGGCGGUGUCCUAACAUUCUACAUUCCUGCCAUCAUCGACGAUGCGUGA
Laetiporus sulphureus 93-53 is the source of this 915-nucleotide messenger RNA. Its product is annotated as cell cycle checkpoint. The record is from RefSeq and is a predicted model, not a curated record. NCBI's taxonomy places the organism in Eukaryota, Fungi, Basidiomycota, Agaricomycetes, Polyporales, Laetiporaceae. The transcript has 7 exons. Gene Ontology annotation, biological process: telomere maintenance; nucleotide-excision repair; mitotic intra-S DNA damage checkpoint signaling. The coding region runs from base 1 to 915 and encodes 304 amino acids. Gene Ontology annotation, cellular component: site of double-strand break; checkpoint clamp complex; nucleolus.